Molecule: messenger RNA, 2106 nt
Organism: Seminavis robusta
Lineage: Eukaryota; Bacillariophyta; Bacillariophyceae; Naviculales; Naviculaceae
Source: the annotation of a GenBank genome assembly
ACCGGUACCAGGUACUAGCUAGUAUCCAAAAACGGUCAUUUCGUCAAGCCCCACGCACUUCACUCCUUCGUUUUCAGCAGCUCACAACUACACGCAUCCAUCAAUCAAGAUAUCAAGAUGAGCGCUGCACUUGCCGAUGAUCUCCUGUCGACUUUGUCGGACUCUCAGAAGCAGUUGGUCCAACAACUGAACUCGGAAGAAUGCGGUCAAUCGCACCUGUUUGCCGAUUGGCCGGGCAUGUCACCACAAGACCGUACUGCCGUGGCUACACAAUUGGAAGCCUUGGACGGCGCCUACGGUAAUGGAGGAUUAGCGGGAUACGUCAAAAAUGCCGUAAAGUUAUUGGAAAACAGCCGCAAAGGUGUCAACCCUCUAGACGGAUGGGAGCCUCAAGUCCCCGAAGGAGCGGCUUUUGAAAUUGGAACCGACAAGUAUAAAGCCACGGAAGCAAAGGGAUUGGAAGAGUUGGGAUCCAUUGGAUUUGUAUUGGUGGCAGGUGGACUGGGUGAACGACUUGGGUACAAUGGUAUCAAGCUGGAACUACCAACAGAGCUGGCCACGGAAACAUGCUACCUGAACUACUAUAUUCACUACAUUCUUUCCAUUCAAAAGAAAUAUGGAAAAGAUGGGUGCAAAUUGCCUCUCUGUAUCAUGGUUUCCAACGAUACACGCGCCGGAACUGAAGCUCUGUUAAAAGCAAACAAUAACUUUGGGAUGGAAGAGGGACAAAUAUCCAUUGUCCAACAAGGAUCCGGUGUUCCGGCGUUGCUCGACAAUGCCGCGAAAUUUUCCAUGGACGAGACGACCAAAAUGGUGAUAACAAAACCUCAUGGUCACGGAGAUAUUCACGAGCUGCUGUAUACCAGUGGUGUAGCCAAGACUUGGUACAGUGAAAAAGGAAUCAAAUGGCUCUGCUUCUUUCAGGAUACAAACGGUCUGGCCUUUCACACGCUGCCCCUCAUGCUGGGAGUCUCCAAAGAACUUGACCUUGUCAUGAAUUCCCUGGCUGUACCCCGAAAAGCCAAGCAAGCCAUUGGAGGCAUUGCCAAGCUCACAAAGCAAGGAUCCGAUGAAGUCAAGACUGUCAACGUCGAAUACAAUCAACUGGAUCCCUUACUUCGAGGAUCGGGAUUUCCAGACGGUGAUGUCAAUGACAAGGAAACAGGGUUCUCUCCCUUUCCGGGGAACAUCAACCAGCUACUCUUUCAGCUCAAGGCAUACUCCGAUGUGCUAGAAAGAACCAAAGGUAUCAUGCCCGAGUUUGUCAACCCCAAAUACAAGGACGAAGCUAAAACAAUCUUUAAAAAGCCAGCGCGUCUCGAAUGUAUGAUGCAAGACUUUCCGACAGUCCUCUCGGGCGACGAUGCCAAAAAGGUUGGCUUUACCAGCAUUUCAUCGGACAUGUGCUUUUCACCCGUCAAGAAUGCCACGUCGGAUGGUGUAGGCCUGCAACAAAAGGGAACAGCACCGGGCGUGGCAGCCACUGGAGAGGCCGAUCAGUACGGAGCGUUUAAAGCAAUCAUGCGAUCCAUUGGCUGUCAGGUCGAAGACGCCGCGGAGGAAACUCAUGAAGGCAUCAAGGCAGUUCUCAGUCCUCAAGUAGUACUGAAGCCAGACUUUGUGACUUGCCCUGCCGAGUAUUCCGAAGUGUUCCCCAGUCCGGACAAGGUCAAGAUUAGUUCCAAGUCCUCCCUGGUAGUCAGUGGUCCUGGUAGUGUAGUGAUUGAGAGCCUGGAUCUGGACGGUGCCUUGGUGAUUGAGUGUCCCGAAGGGGAGACUGUGACUGUUAAGGAUUUGACCGUGAAGAAUGAUGGCUGGGUGCGUGAAGCAGCUGAUGCCGGCAGCCCCGAAUACAUUCGAAUGCGAGGAUACAGGUUCGUCAAGAAGGAAACAGCAAAGUUUGGCCCAGGUGGAUUGACAUAGCUAUUGGCAUAAUCCCUCCAACUUCAAUCCACGAGGAUUGACCGAGGUGUUGACCAUUUCGCAUUCAAUAUUGUAGAGUUCUCGUACAGCAGCCUUUUAAAAAUUUGUCGCUUGUAGGAUAUUUGAUGUCUACGAUGAAGACUAGAGUGUUGUAAUCGUCAAUCAGUUUUCAUGGCGGAUUCG